AGGCAUGACCUAAUGCAGGUGUGUCAAACUGGGGACCUUCUGGGCCAAAGAGCUUCACAGAUAAGCGUUAACAUUCAUCUAACGCUCUGAAUCCGGUCAAUAAAGGGCUAAUUAGCUAAAGAGCUGAAUCAGGUGUGUUUACAGAGGCUGGGAGCUGAAGUCUGCAGAGUUUUGGCCCACGAUGACUGGAGUCUGACACACGCGACCUGUUGGAAAGGUUUGUGCUGCUAAAACUGUUGAAACUCAGGAGAGGACGCAAGCAGGUGAAGCUUGUCGCAUCAGUCAGGCUGACAUGCAGGCAGUGACGGACAUGCCUGACUGACAAGGAACUCAGAAGGGGAUUCCGUAGCUGAGCACAAUUUAUUUUAAGUGGUACUUUUCUCAGUUAGGGUCUAACAUCCUGUCCAUGGCCGCAGUCAGCAUGGCCACUCAGUUCUUAGGAUACUUCUUGGGUCUUUUGGGGUUGGUGGGGACGCUGGUGGCCACAGCGCUGCCUCAUUGGCGCCAUACGGCCUACUUCACCUCCAACCUCAUCACGGCCACGUCCUACAUGAAGGGCCUGUGGAUGGAGUGUGUGAGCCACACCACCGGCAUCUACCAGUGUGAGGUCCAUCGGUCAAUGCUCUCUCUGCCCCAGGAUCUGCAGGUGGCCCGGGCCCUCAUGGUGCUUUCCACCACCAUCUCCACCAUUGCCACCGUCAUCUCUGCCACCGGGAUGAAGUGCACCCGUUGCCUCCAUGCGUCCCGUGCUAAGGGUGCUCUUGCCGUAUUGGGAGGGCUGUGUUUCGUCUCUGCUGGCCUUUUCUGCCUCAUUGCUGUGGCCUGGACCACCAACGAUAUAAUAACCGAUGCCUACGACCCGUUCUCCGCCAGUGGGAUGAAGUAUGAGGUGGGCCUGUGUUUGUACAUCGGAUUCGCCUCCGCUAUAUUCAGCAUUUUUGGUGGCGGGGUGCUCUGCGCAGCCUGUUGUGAUACGACAAAUGGUUCCCCCCAGAAGGCGCCAGCCCCCAGCACCCCGCAGCCCCCGCCCCAAGCCUAUCAGGCACAUGAAGCCCACAUCAUCAACAGCCAUUCAUCAUCUCAAGCUGCUCCAUCUAGCAGUGGCUACACGGUCAGCGACUACUAGGAGAGCGUCAGUGCAGGUGGACGGACUGUGAAGGACGAGCUGAGGCACUGUCGCCCGCUUCUCGCUCUGACACGUCUGGAGUGUCUGGUCCUAAUUCUGAGUCUCAGUGUUAAAGGCUUAACUCUGAUUGUGAAAUCAGGCCACUGCUUAUGUGCCAAUGACAGCAUCUCACUGCCCACACCUGCUCACAAUAUUAAACCUGACAGA
Pygocentrus nattereri (red-bellied piranha) is the source of this 1333-nucleotide messenger RNA. Its product is annotated as claudin-14. The transcript has 2 exons. NCBI's taxonomy places the organism in Eukaryota, Metazoa, Chordata, Actinopteri, Characiformes, Serrasalmidae. Gene Ontology annotation, biological process: cell adhesion; bicellular tight junction assembly. The coding region runs from base 407 to 1126 and encodes 239 amino acids. Gene Ontology annotation, molecular function: structural molecule activity. The record is from RefSeq and is a predicted model, not a curated record. Gene Ontology annotation, cellular component: bicellular tight junction; plasma membrane.